UCCGACCAAUCAGCGCGCAGGGGGUUGUGUGCAGGCGUUGAACUGCAAUGGCGGAGACAAUGAAGCUGAGUGGAAAUCACGCUCCUCCUAACGGGUCCAGGGAAAUGUCCAGCUACAGGGACUGCGUGUGUGUGAUACUGCAGCUGCUGGCAGACUUCGGGAAAGAGCUCAAAUUAAGUGAUGCUGCACUGAAAAUAGAAGUCAACUUGGAAGCUGUGGAUCUUCCGUCAUCUCCAGAUGCUCACGCGUUUAAAUGUUUGCAGGAGCACAUCACUAAAUUACAGGCUGUUUCAGAAAGCUUAAGUACACUGGUGGAUGCUGAUGAUGAUACGUCAUCGGCACAAAACAACACAUCAGAUGAUGCUGUCACCUCAUCGCCACUCCAAGAGCAGACGUCUGAGCGCCAUCCUCUCAGCUCAGAGGAUGCAGAAAGCAAGACGGCGGCUGAUGACGUCAUGGUUCAGAUCAGAGCCAGGAAGUCAGAGAUUGAGCGAAGAAUAUCUGCAUUUAUGGAACGCAAGCAGAUGGAGAUCAAUGAAAACAAUGUACGCGAGUUUUGCAACGUGAUCGACUGCAAUCAGGAAAAUAGCUGUGCCAGAACAGAUGCAGUUUUCACUCCAUAUCCAGGUUUUAAAAGCCAUGUGAAAGUUACGCGGGUGGUAAACAAUUACGGGCCCCAGACUCGUGGUGGGGGAGGUCAAGGAGAGGCUGGGGAGCCGCAGAGGGGGCUGAUGGCAAGAGACUGCGGAAAUGCAGCCAUAGAAGAACGACUUCACAACAUCGAGACACACCUGAAGCUCCCAACAGCGGGUCCAGUUCCAUUGAGUGUCUACCAGAGACUAAAGAAGCUGGAGGAUCGUAUCCUGGAGUUGGAGGGACUCUCCCCCGAGUACUUUCAGUCCACGAGUCACCUACACAAGCGACCAAAGACGUCCCCUGCUCAGGCUUGCAGUCUGACCGAGCUGGAUGAGAAGAUCAGUGCAGUGAAAGCGGCACUGCUGAAGAGGGUUAAUGAAUUCGGGCCUGGAUAUGGACCAGAGUGCCCGCUGUAGCACACCCACAAUCCAGUGCUCCCAACUCACAGUCCCUUCAACAUGAAUCAUCCGUUCAUUUUUGUAUUCCUUACUUUUUCAUUUGCACCAUUGUCACAAUACUGUAUGUGAUUAAAAACAAACAUUUCAUGUGAGAUUAAGUUUAUUGCCAUUAAAGACAUAAAACUGUACAAUAGUUUUGUAGUUAACUGAGAUAUAAUUGAUCUGUAAAUAAAGGUAUUUUUUCCUUCAUGAAAA
This is a messenger RNA of Dicentrarchus labrax (European seabass), 1289 nucleotides long. RefSeq names its product MAP3K12 binding inhibitory protein 1 (gene mbip). The transcript is spliced from 9 exons. Lineage: Eukaryota; Metazoa; Chordata; Actinopteri; Moronidae. The record is from RefSeq and is a predicted model, not a curated record. Gene Ontology annotation, cellular component: cytosol. The coding region runs from base 48 to 1052 and encodes 334 amino acids.